CGCCCCGAGCCUCUGGGGGCCGCCGUCUGCCCCACCCCGCUGCUGCCAAUCGGGGCCUCGAGCGAGACGCCGGAGCCGUUCCCGGACGGGCACCCCCGGCGCUCCGCGGUCGUGUCUGGACUGAGUGCCGCGACGCGGCUGCCGGCCCCGAAAUCCUCCAGGAUCUUCAGGCGUAUGGAACCUCAAGAUCUUUAUGAUAAUGGAAACCAAAAAGUUGAUUGGUAAACCACUUCAACCAGCAAGACCUGUUCGUCAUCUGAGUUCUCCCCCUGGAGCAGGAUUCCCUUUCAACUUUCAGAAUGAAUAUCCAUGCAACACCCAGUACUUACAAAGUGGAGUUAGCAGAUGUAAGACGAACGGAAUGCAAGCCUUUUCUCAAGGUCUUAAUGAACAACAACAUCAUUCUCCAGUUAAAAAAGAGAGAAUCAAAUACAGCAGAGAUUUCCUGUUGAAGCUCUCAAGUGUUUCCAUCUGCAGAAAAAAACCAGAUUUUCUGCCUGAUCAUCCUAUUAUCCUUCAGAAACCAGAAAACAACCAAAGCUUUAAGUAGCAUUUUAAGAACAUAUGUAUUUGAAGAUAAAGAAUUAUUCAUUUUCUAUUUUGGACACCUGCAAAUGAAGUGGAUCUAGUAACAAUAACUGUAAUGGACUGUGCCAAUUCAAUUUAUUUUUAAUUUUGAUGGUUGGGUAUUUGGUUUCUCCUAAAAUGAGAAAGAGAUUUUAAACCUUAAAAAUUUUCUAAUCAGUUUCAGCUUUGUAGGCAGUUUUCUGCAUAAAUUGGGAAUUAACACUGGAAAGUAAGAAUUUGGUGAGUGAAAUGGGAAGACUGUGUAUUUAUAAUUUGAAUGCUACUUGCAAUUUUUUGUUUUUCACCACUUGUAAUAAUGGAAUGGAAAUGUAAGCUGUAAAGAUUCACAAAUAUAAAGUAUUUGCUAUGAUGUA
This is a messenger RNA of Cervus elaphus (red deer), 941 nucleotides long. It is a transcript of the gene C21H8orf88, whose product is annotated as chromosome 21 C8orf88 homolog. The coding region runs from base 194 to 550 and encodes 118 amino acids. The transcript is spliced from 6 exons. Gene Ontology annotation, biological process: negative regulation of translational initiation. Gene Ontology annotation, molecular function: eukaryotic initiation factor 4E binding. The record is from RefSeq and is a predicted model, not a curated record. NCBI's taxonomy places the organism in Eukaryota, Metazoa, Chordata, Mammalia, Artiodactyla, Cervidae. Gene Ontology annotation, cellular component: cytoplasm.